CCUGCAUUCCUCCUCUCUCCAAAGCCUGACCGAUAGGGACAGAGAAAGAAAGGAGGUGGGGGAGAGGGAGAGGAAGAGAGGAGACAUAUUAUUAUUCACAACCCUGGAGGAUUUUUUUUAUGAACCGUGGAGUCGACUCUUUCUGAACGCAGCGACCACAUCAGGCCACGAUAAAAGAUCUACGUCGAGUCUCCUGUUUGGGAUCUACUACACCGAACUAUAAAAGGCUUGUUUGUUCCUUUUUAAAGACCGGACUCUGUGUUUAACAUUCACGCGUAGGUCAGCUAUCGAAAAAAGAGAAGCAGCUCUGGUGGAAACGGCCUCGCCACCGUCGGAUAUCUCCCUUUAAAAAAAAAAAAAUUAAGGAUUUACAAGAUGGCUGAUGACAGCUGGCCCUAACAAGGGCAGAAAAAAGCGACGUCCCCUUUAAGAUUAGCAGGGUGUAUUUUCGUGUUUGUAUCAGUUGAAUAUAUAAAUAUGGCUGCUUUAAAAAAUCAUGACCACAGCCUUCAUUAGCGUCCUUGUCGGAGGAAACGGUGCCAACGAGUGUGGUGUUUAUCUGAACCUGUGCUCUGGUAGGAAAUGGUGAGGUGACGUCGGAGCUAAUUUACGCGAUUUAAUCGAGAUAAGGAAGUGGAAUUAAAAAAUAAUAUGCUGGCUCAAGGCUGAGGCGACAAUUAUCGGCGAAUUAGGUGGAGUCCGACGUGAAAAUAGAUCACUGUAGUUGAGCGAGAAAAAAGAGGAAAAAAAGGGAGAAAGAGUCAAGAUAUUUGAUAGAUGUGUCGGAGGGGGGAAGCCAGUCAGAAGGCUCUGCAACAGCAGCCAACAUUCCUGCGGAUCCUAAAAGCCUUUGUUUUGUGCGCAGGAGCUGGACUCGACUAUUAAAACGAUUAACUAUGCAGUAAACAGCCUGGAAACGGUGGCCCGGGUGUGAAUUCUCUGUUUGUGUGAGAUUAUAAGGCGUUUUGUUGUCGAGAGAAAACCGGUGGGAAGGAAACGUCGAGGCCUUGUGUACAGAUAUGCGCGCUGUGUCACAUCGCAGGCGUCAUUAUUAUUACUACUAUUACCAUUAUUAUUAUUCAUCCAUGUCGCUUUCACGUCAGUUUGAAGCGUUGUGUGUGCCUGCGUCGCUCGUCUGACCUGUGAGACAGUGUUUCCUGCCUCGUAUGUAUUAUUAAAAUUGCUCCUCGGAUACUUAUUUAUGAUUCAGUGGACAAAAGCAGUGUGCUGCGUUGAUUAUUCAGAGGAUUCAGGCGUCCCCCGGGUCCUGAUAAAACAGAUUCAGGUUUUAAACAACAGCCGUGUGUUUGUGUGUGGAUAGUAAUCAGGGUGUUGUUCCCUUCUCAUGCUUUGUUUGUGGCUCUGAAACUGGUCCGCACUCAGUCUUAAUCCGGUAGGCAGUAGUGAAGGAAGCUCUGAAGGUAAGGAAGCAGCAGCAGCAGAGGCAAAGGGAUCAAGUGUCUUUUCAUGUUAGAGGAGAUUUGAUUCACCUCCUGAUCAUGUUCAGUAAAUGUGUGGAUAUUUAGUUCUCUGUGCCUUGUUUGUGUGUCAUGGUUUACCUGUAGGUUGACAGGCGCCCAGCUUCCUGUAGGCCUGUAAAACACGCACACACAGAAGCUGUAAAGGCAGGCCCAGUGAGUGAGUGAGUGUGAUUUAGAGGAAAUUCUAGCACCGUUUACUGUAAUCUGUGUAACGUCAGCCCCUGCUGUGUGUGUUGACAUCACCAAGGUGUUGUCACCCUCUCUCCUGAAGCCUUCACUUCUCAGUUUUCUGGAAUUUGCCUUCAUGCUGCAGCAAUAAGCAAUACCCAUCAUCUGUCAGGGAGCCUCAUCUGAUUUGGUCACAAGGGUUGAUAUAUAUAUAUAUAUAUAUAUAUAUAUAUAUAUAUACACACAUAUAUAGAUAUAUACUGAUCUUUCAGGACGACAUUGCGUCUGUUUCUAUUUUUUUUUUUCUCAAGACUCUUUUUGAGAGUGGCAGCAGGGUAUUUUUUUUUUUUUUUGGGAGAAGUGGAAAAGAGUUAGUGUAUGCCUGCUUGCACCAUGAUGGCCUCUGACAUGGUUGAGACAUGGAGGAACUGUUUUGAGGAGGAGCUCAUCUGCCCCAUCUGCCUGCACGUGUUCUCAGAUCCCAUCCAGCUGCCCUGCAAGCACAACUUCUGCCGGGGCUGCAUCAGCGAGGCCUGGGCCAAAGAGUCCUCGCUGGCCCGCUGCCCCGAGUGCAAUCAUGCUUACACACAGAAGCCCAGUUUGGAGAAGAACCACAAACUGUCCAACAUAGUUGAGAAGUACAACGCUCUGAGCGUGGAGAAGGCCACCACGCCAGCGUUGCAGUGCAUCCUGUGCCGCCGAGGCCCACCGCUACCCGCUGUGAAAGUCUGCCUACGCUGCAACGCCCCGUGCUGCCAAUCCCAUGUCCAGACACACCUGCAGCAGCCGUGCUCAGCCCUGGGGCACCUGUUGGUGGAGGCGGAGGCGGUGAAGGCCUGGACCUGCCCUCAGCACGACGAGUACAGACUGUACCACUGCGAGGCCGAGCAGACGGCAGUGUGUCAGUACUGCUGCUUCGCCCGCUGCCACCCCAGCCACGGCCACACUGUCACCGAUGUGGAGCUGAGACGCAACGACAUCAGACAAAGCCUGCUAAGACAGCAGGAGCGUGUAGAGGAACGAGUGCAGGAGAUCGAGGAACAGCUUUGCAAGCUCGACUCUGACAAGUGUGUGGUGGAGGACAGGGUGUGUGAGCUGAAAGAGGAUGUGCGCCUGCAGUACCAGCGGAUGCACCAACUCCUAGAGGAGGAUCUCGGACGCACACUGGAGGCUCUGGACAGGGCUCAGGCUCGGUUCUGCCAGGAGAACGCUGCCCAGGUUUUGGCUCUGGGAGAACAGCGCCACGAGGCUCAGAAGCUGCUGAGCUCCAUUCACACGGCCUUUAGUAAGGCUGAGGAACUGAGCUUCAUGAAAAACACUAAGCCUGUAAAAAUCCUCACAGACAGGUCUCAGGCAUGUGUGGGCAGCAGUCUCCCUCCUUACAAAGUCGGGAAUCUUAACUCUAAACUAUUCCUUUCUGAAAUCUCAAAAAGAGAGAAGAGUCUGAAGAAAACGCUGGAAGCUCCCCUCACCCCUCCCUCGACCUUCCUGCAGUCUGUUCCUGCAUAUCCCAGUGGCCAGAGCUCUGGUUCUGGUGCAGAGAAACGGAAACAUUCCACUGCCUUUCCAGAGGGAAAUGGGAGCAUUGGGAAAACCAAUGCUCCAGGUUUCAAGGACUCCUCCUCCUCCUCAUCUUCUUCCUCAUUGCUAGCCAAACAGCCCUACCUGGGCUCCAGUUCCGCCUCUGGAGAAGGCCAGUCUACCAAUCAGCAGCCACUCGGCCCCUGCGGCCCCUCUCACAUCAGCGAGAGCGGCGGCACGGGAAGCGGAAGUGGCUCGCUGACCAACCAUCAUUCGGGUUCAGUGUUCAGCUCCUCGCACUUUGCUCCCGGAGGCAGCAGCUCCUCGCACUCCUCCCAGCAGGCCGUGCUGCCGCAGUACGGCGGCCGCAAGAUCCUGGUGUGUACGAUGGAUAACUGCUACUGCUCCGGAGUGCCCUCCGUGUCAGGCCACCGCGGCCAUCCCCCAUACCCACGCUCGGGCUCCUUCCCGUGGGUCAGUGCCCAAGACUACCCCCCUCCCCCCGGCCUGGCCUCUGGAGGUCCGUCCAUGCAGGGCCUGGCAGUGAGGGACUGGAUAGAUGCUUCACAGACACACAGACAUGCAGAUUUUUAUGGGCUGUAUGGGCAGCCUUCUACAAAGCACUAUGUCACCAGCUAACAGAGUAGACACACACACACACACACACACACACACACACACAUACACACUCAGACAUACAUGCUUGGACACACACACACACACAAACACAUAUACAUAUACAUAUGUAUAUGUGUGUGUGUGUGUGGACAGGCACAAAACAGCACACCAUUACCAAUUUACUAACUGGACAAACAUGCAAUGCAGUUAUAUUAUCCAAACAUUAAAAUAAAUCUUUAUAUCCACACACACAUACACACACUUAGAGCAUGUACACACAUUCGGGGGCAGGGUUGAUCUCUUUGUGAUUUUAUUUUCUUACUUUUCCUUAUUUUUUUGCUCAGUGUAUUAUACAUAAAAUGCAUAAACAGCCAACCUCUGCUCACUCUGGCACAACUCGGCAUUUCACAGACAGAGAAACACGAAGACGGGAGGGGCCUAAGAGGAGAGGACGAGACGCGUCCUGUCUUUUUAAUAGAGCGGGAGAUGGAUUGAUUAGAAAAUGAACUUUAAAUAAGAAAUCUUUUCAUACCUUCAUUGCUUCUCACUGAGGCUAAAGGGAAAAGAUAAUGCCGCUGAGCUUUCCAAUUUAGCGUCUAAUGUUUCUAUGAUGUAAUCACCCCUCCAGUUAUACAGAGGUCAGUUGCCUUAUGUUAUUAGCAUAUUUUUCUUCUGCCCAGCUGACUUUGUUUGAUAGAUCCUUUAAAGCGGGAUAGCAUUCCCUCCAUGUCUCUUGAUUUCUGACAUCAUGGCAUUCUUCCUUUCUUUGCUGAGUUCAGGGAUGGAUCGUACGGCUUGAACACAAAACGCUCUUCCAUGGAACACCCACAAUGCACUUGUGGACGCCUUGUUAUGCCCGGACUAGAGAAGGUGACCUGCAGAGGGACACUAAACCUGCGUCUGAAGGGCCAGUUUGUCCCCUCAGAGUUUCUGGGAUGUUAGCUCUUAUUACUAGCACUCCCUUCCUGCUGCCAGGCUUUUGACACGACAGAAUCUCUUCUGACAAAGACUGUUUCCAUUUAGUAAUUACUAUGACUUUGUGUUAUUUGGUACAACUGUAGGGGUCAUGCUUGUCUAGAGAGACUCUGAUUUUAGAGGAAAAGACAAGAGUGGACAGACCAAACCAAUCAAAGCAUCUGGAGGAUCUGAUGAUGCUGUAAUUGUACUUCCUGCAGGGCAAAGAUGUCACUUCCUCUCAAUAAGCACACAAGCUCUUGGCUUCCUGUUUGCAGCUGAAAGCAUGCAAGGAAGAGUUUUUUUUAAAAGCACUCAAAAAAAAAGAACAAUGGUGGAGAAAACUGUGUGUGAAAGAGAAAAAGGGUGGGAGGAUUUUUGUUUUUUCCAUGAACUUUUUCUAGAAGAACGAGACUGGACUGUGAGAUGUAAGCAAUGGUUUGUCAUCCUUAAAAGGAGCUGUUACAACAGUCAACACGAAGAGGACAAAAAAACAACAUAAAGUAUCUUUUUUGUAAAUAUUUUGUGAAAUGGAAAAAUUACAGACGUGAUUUGGAGAAGGGUUCCAAAUAAACAAACAAAUUUAAACCAC
This is a messenger RNA of Solea solea (common sole), 5334 nucleotides long. It is a transcript of the gene trim8b, whose product is annotated as tripartite motif containing 8b. The transcript has 5 exons. The record is from RefSeq and is a predicted model, not a curated record. Bases 2028 to 3809 code for a protein of 593 amino acids. Lineage: Eukaryota; Metazoa; Chordata; Actinopteri; Pleuronectiformes; Soleidae.